UUGAUUCUGGCCUUUGGCCUCCAGUUUUAAACUGAUUUUUUUAAUGUGUUUUAAGUGGUUGGCUUUUCCUUUUUUUAUUUCUAUGGUCGAUCAACCACCGUCACACUCUGUGUGAUUUUAGUUCGUUUUGUCUGGUCUUUGUCUCAGUUUCUCUUGUUCUGUGUCAUCUGUGCUCUAUUCUGUUAAUCGUUUUUCUUCUCUGUGGGUGUUUUUAGUACUUGGAAAAAGGGACCGAUGACCAUAGCAGUCUGGUCCCUUUAAUCUCACAAACCAACCACCCAACCAACCAGUGAACGAAGGCUGAAUCAAUGUGUGUGUGUGUGUGUGUGUGUGUGUGUGUGUGUGUGUGUGUGUGUGUGUGUGUGUGUGUGUGUGGAAGGUGAGUUAGACAGCUCAUAGCAGCUGCAGUCUGCCACUGCUAUGAGCUGUCGACUCACCUCCCAUGCACGAUUGGCCCUCUCCAAAUGAUGACAGUGGCUGCAAUCAUGGCUAUAAAAGCAGCCCCAACUGUCAGUGGUUUUACUCAUGAUGAUGAUGAUGGUGGAGAUAGCCAUCAAAAUCUCUAAAAUUUUAUUCAAACUGAUGUAACUUGAAAAGUGAAAAAAAUUUAUUCAGACAUGCUGCUUCAAAACACUCCAAGGAACAAAUUUUGUUGUUACAUGCCCACAUGUUGAAUAGCAAUUUUCGGUUCUUGUUGUUGGGCCAGAGAGUGAAUUAUCAUCAGUGUCUGAUUUGCUCCAAAGAGAAUGUACUACAUACCAUAUGGCUGCAUUUUUCAUUAUAUUUGCCAGAAUAACCUUGUUACUUGGGAAAAUAAAGUGGUUUCUGUGAGGCAGACUGUCAAAGGUAGAUGAAAUAUGUUUAGCCAAAAAUUAAAAACAUAAUUUAGCAUCCCACAGCACAUUCUUAGGUUCAUUUCAACUACACAGUAUUGGAUAAAGAAUGAGUUCCUGGGAUUAUCAGCAUUGUUUUAAACUUAUUCUGCUUGACCCUAGUGUGCAGUACACACAUGAACAUAAAAAGAUGUCAGGAGAAUACUUAAAAUUUUAUAGACAUGAAACUGUAGCGAGUUUGUGGAAUCACUAUUGCAUGUUUCACAUAACGAAUAGGCCUAUUAUUAAUUUUACACUUUUAUCUGCGAAAAUUGUCAGAUAACAACAGGUUGGAAGUAUUGGUAAAUAAAGUAAAUGGUAAUUACACACAAAGUCAAUUUGCACCAUCACUAUGCGUAAUUUGUUUGUAAUUGUCUUGACAGCAACAGAAAACUAUUAGACCUAUAGAUAAUGAAACAGAUUGUCUUCUUAAACAACAGAACAUGUCAUAUUUGAUUAGCCACAUACAGUUCUGAUCACUUUUCUGUGUACAGCCAGUGUAUUUAAAACAAUCAUUUUCAUGACCAUAUGGUAGGCGAACAAUAAAGUUUUGCCAUAAACAGGCAACUGUAACCAUAUUUGUUUGGGGAAAGCAACACAGUCCAGCAAAAACAAAAGAAAAUGAGACCUAUAUUCACUUACAGUGGUCACGACUGUGUAUUUUGUGAUGUAUUACCUCUCACCAGGUAAAAAUAACAUAACGCUUCACCGGAUGUACACCAAUUUCUUCGUGUGAAACACAAUAGCAACAAAAUUGUGCCUGCUAUCAAUCCUGAAAUCUUUCAGCUUAUCUCUCAUUAUCGUAUUUAAUGCUGUAGGCAUAUUGAGAGAGCAGUAAGUGAAUAAAACAGAACGGCUCCAGCCACAAUGUUUGAAGUCAAAGAACAGGUUGUAUACGGCCCGGGGCAAGACUAAAGUUUCACAUGGAAUUUGCAGUCUCCCCUCCACAACGGCCACAGGCUGGUCAUGUGAUUCCACCUCGACAUGGACAGGAGGCGGGGCGUGACUGCCAGCGCUCCUGGUUUUACUUGAGUGUACUAUGUUGCCUUUCCCGCCAGAAAACAAACAGUGCUUCUUGCCUGCUUCGUGUGUGCGUAUCUGCUUUGUUCGAACUUGUGCUUUUCGCCUGCUUUGAAUGUGCGCGUCCGCUUUGUUCGAAGUUGAAAAGAAAAUUAUAUCUUUUGAUGACAGCAUUGGGGAUGAGGACAAGAGAGAAGUGGCUGUAAGUAUUUAGAACUAGUUGUAGUAUCGUUCUCUUACGAAUCUUAUGUUUGGCAUCGUAGUAAUAAACCAAUGAAUUUUCCUCAACAGAAUAUUCUUCCACAAUGGAAAACGCAUGUGCUGCAAAUUCAGAGAAGUGCCAGUGAUGUGCCACAAGUGGAAAGCAUACAAUUCCUAAUGGCUGCGACAUCAAGAGAUGAGUUUAAGUAGUGGUUGACACUGUUUGAAGAGAGAACUAAAACAACUUACAGUAUCAGGUCAUCUGAAACACAGUCAACGAAACACCUCAUUUUGAGGCAGUUGAUGUUCUGCCAUCAUAACACAGUUUCGAAAAGAGUUCAUGAUACUGCAGUGCAUCCUGUCACGAAAAACACCAACUGUCCAUCGAAAAUGAUGAUAAAAAUUCAUGUUGUGCACGAAAGGACCCCCUCCUAUAAGUAUCGAGGAAAAUUUGCAGGAAUAAUUGAUAUUUAUAGACAAAUGCCAUGUGAAAUGAAACUGACACUGAAUCAUAAUCACAGCAUUGACAGUGCUGCUUCAUUAAAGUAUAGGAAGCCGUCUCGUGAAGUUCAGGAAACAUUGAUAUCUCUGUUUCAAAAGGGUCAUUCACCUGCUAGCGCACUUCAAUGUAUUAAGACUGACAUUCAGCUUAAUCAUUCCGAUUACCCAUUAGUGCUGGGAGACAGAAGUCAGUGUCCAGAUUAUAAGUUCUGCUAUAAUUUAUACAGGAAAACACUUGAGAAGGAUUAUGGACCCAUGGAUUUUAAUGAAGGGAAGGAAUUCCUGCAACAGAGAUUGCUGAAAUACAAUACAGAAGUUAGGAAUGUGUGUUGCAAGAUGGUUAUGAAAGAUGCCGAUUAUAUAAUAUGCAUUUACUCACCAUUGAUGAAGAAAGUACAUAUGUGUGAAGAAAUGGCACCAGAAAUGGUCUUCAUUGAUUCAACAGGAUCUUUAGACCACAAUGGCAGUAGAGUUUUUGUGUUGCUCACACCCAGUGCAUGUGGAGGUUUACUGCUGGGAAUUAUAGUAACUUCAUCAGAAAGCUGUGAAGUUUUGCAAAUAGGCUUCCAGCUAUUGAAAGAGAUAGUAGGAAAAGAUACUUUUGGGGGGAACAUUGAUGGACCACAUGUCUUUUUGACUGACGACUGCAAAUCUGAACAAAAUGCCAUUAUAAGAUCUUUUCCCCGUUCAACAAUCGUAUUGUGCAUUUUCCAUGUGAUGCAGGCAGUGUGGCGGUGGCUUAUAAAAACCAAACAUGGAAUACCGCAGGACAAGCAAAUGCAAUACUUUAAAGACUUUAAAAAAAAUCAUGUAUUCUAAAACCAAAGAUGAAGCUACAGAUAAUUAUAACGCAGCUAAAGCAAAUAUAUGUGACGAACACAACAGUUAUCAAACAUAUUUAGAUGGGUAUUGGGAAAGGCGACACCUAUGGGCACUUCCUUAUCAAACCCGUAUGUUGAUACAGGGGCACCACACUAAUAACUUCAGUGAAGCGUUCAUGAGGAUUUUGAAAGACUAAAUUUUUUAGAGAAGAAAAGCGGUCAAUGUAGUGCACAUGGUCAACAUCAUACUCACAAGGGUGAAUUCUUAUUUUGAGAUGAAGCUGCUUGAUGCUGCUAACAGAGCAAGCCCGAAAUCUUUCCACGAGAUCAUUAGGGUACCUACACCGGAAAUUCUGAGUAAGAUAAUUAUGAUUCAGGAAGGCUUUCUGUUGCUUCCAAGUGAGAGUACAGAGAAUCACUUCUAUGUAGUCAACAUGGCUGUGCUUGUUUGUAAUUGUCUUGAGGGCAAUACGGGCAAGAGAUGUAAACACAUUGAUUGGGCUAAUAUUGUUUACCCAUCAGAAAAGUAUGAAAAAGCUAUAAACAGUGAAGAAAUUCGUCGAAAGUAUUAUUUUACAUUGACGGGUAAGCAGCCCCCCAAAAUUGGCUGGAGCCUCUUCAUGGACCCCAAAGUACUGCAACAUUAAAUGAUGCUGAUGUGGAGCACAUUGACACAGAGGAAGAGAGAAAUAAUGUGCUCCAGAUCAGCAUAGAUAAUACAGAAGAGAGACAUGAUGCUGAUGUGGGGCAAAUGGAUGCACAAGAAGAAAAACGUGAUGUUGAAGAAAUACCAGACACAACACAUCUCAAAAACAUUUCCCACAAAACAAAUAUAAAUCUAUUAAACAGAGCAGUAGCUCAUCUCACAGAGCUAUCCAGUAGGUCACCGGAAGAUAUGACGAAGUUGAAAAGAAGAAAACUCCAUCUGCCUGCGUGAAGGCAAAGCGAGACAUAAUAUGAGAAAAUGCAUUCCGAUUCAAUCAACAUCAAUUGGAAGAAGAAAGAAGGUAGUGAAAAGAAAAAUCCACACACCCAGAAAUUUUGAAUAUCCUAUCAAAGUGUGUUACUCCAUACAAAAGCCUUGCAUUUCCUAUUUAAUGGUUUAAUGGUUGUAUCCUGUUUUGUCUAAA
This is a messenger RNA of Schistocerca serialis cubense, 4545 nucleotides long. RefSeq lists its product as uncharacterized. Lineage: Eukaryota; Metazoa; Arthropoda; Insecta; Orthoptera; Acrididae. The transcript has 3 exons. The record is from RefSeq and is a predicted model, not a curated record. The coding region runs from base 2397 to 3413 and encodes 338 amino acids.